AUGGAGAAAAAGAAAGGAACAACCCUCCAGAAAGCUCAGAAUCAUGGAGGCUUAACAGUUCUUGGUAAUGAAAAGGAUUACAUUUUCUUUUCUCUCUCUCUCCAAAUCAACCCUAGGGAAGAGAAGCCUCUGAACUGGAAGCCCGUUGCUCGCAGCUCAAGGGAAAACUCCAUUCUCACCCAGUGUGAUUUUGAGGAUGACUCCCGACCCUUCUGUGAUUGGAGCCAAUUGUCCAAAGAUGAUGGGGACUGGACUCGAGCCAGUGAGCCCUCCCCCACCAGCAGCACUGGGCCCCCUGGGGGGUACCCUAAUGGAGAGGGCUACUACCUGCACAUGGACUCCAACACCUUCCGCCCGGGUGGGGUGGCCCGCCUGCGCAGUGCCCCCAUAUGGGAGCAAGGUCCCCUCUGCCUGCGCUUUGCCUACUACAUGUUCGGGCUGUCGUGGGGCGCCCAGCUCAGGCUGCUGCUGACCACGGGCCCCAAGGGCAAGCGCCCCAAUGUGCUCUGGAAACACAUUAACACCCAGAGCCCCGCCUGGAUAUCCACCGCCAUCACGGUGCCCAUUGGGCUCAUCCUGCCCAGCCAGCUGACAUUUGAAGGAGUCAGGGGCAACACGGCUUAUGUGGACAUUGCUCUGGAUGCCAUCUCUAUCCGUCGGGGCUCCUGCAGUCAGGUCUGCACGAUGCAAACGUGCAACUUUGACACUGCAAAUGAUCCCUGCGGCUGGAGCUGGAUCCCGACGGCCGCUGGGGCCACGUGGGUCCAGAAGAAUGGGUCAACAGGGGUGCCGAACGUGGGGCCUGAGGAUGACUUCUCUAACCCUGGUAGUGGCUUCUACAUGCUCCUGGACCCCAAGAAUGCAAAACCAAGGCAGAGAUCUGCCCUCCUGAGCCCUCUGAUCCAGUCCUCCGGCUGCCUGAGCCUGUCCUUUCACUACACCCUACAUGGCCAGUCUCCCGGUGCAGCCCUCAUGGUCUAUGCUUCUGUCUUGGGCAGCAUCCGGAAACACACACUCUUCACCGGACAGCCUGGACCCAACUGGCAGCCUGUUUCUGUCAAUUACACAGGCCAGGGACAGAUUCAGUUCACCAUGGUGGGCGUGUUUGGAAAGAUCCCAGAGCCAGCAGUGGCCGUGGAUGCAGUCAGCAUUGCUCCCUGUGGGGAGAGCUUUCCUCAGUGUGACUUUGAAGACGAGGCCCAUCCCUUCUGUGACUGGGUCCAGGCAUUACAGGAUGGCGGACGCUGGACCCCAGGAAGUAAGAAUACACUCAUCCAGGGUACAGGCCCCUUCAGAGUCUCCCUCAAUGGGGAGGGUCACUUUGUCUACCUUGAGGCUGACAAGUUCUCCCAGGCAGGCCAGUCUUUCCGACUGGUGAGCCGGCCCUUCUGUGCCCUGGGUGCGAUCUGUGUGAAGUUUACCUACUACAUGUAUGGCCUCGGACAGGGCACGAAGUUCAGGCUUCUGCUGGGGAGCCCUGCGGGCAGUUCCCUAACUUCUCUCUGGGAACGAGUUGGGUCUCAGAGCCCUGACUGGCUGAACAGCUCCAUCACCGUCCCUGUGGGACAUCAGCAGCCCAUGCAGCUGAUGUUUGAGGUUGAGAGAGGCACCAGCACUGCCUUCGUUGUGGCUCUGGGUUUCUUCUUGAUCAACCACGGGACCUGUCGAGAACCUACAUCAGUAGUGCUUCCUUCCAAACCUCCAGUUACUCCCACUGGCCCUUCUGAAACCCCUGUCUGCAUGGAAGGACCUAUGGCCUCUGAAGAAACACCCACCAUCCUCAGUGAAAUAUGCACCAUCCCCACAGAAAAGCCCACUAUUUCCACUGAAAAACCUACAGUUCCCACAGGAAAACCUAUGGUCCCAACAGAAAAACCUACAGUCCCCACAGAAAGGACCACAGUCCCCACAGGAAAACCCACAGUCCGCACAGAAAGGACCACAGUCCCCACAGAAAAACCCACAGUCCCCACUGAAAGGACCACUGUCCCCACAGGAAAACCUACAGUCCCCACCGAAAGGACCACCGUCCCCACAGAAAAACCUACAGUCCCCACUGAAAGGACCACCAUCCCCACAGAAAAACCUACAGUCCCCACUGAAAGGACCACCGUCCCCACAGAAAAACCUACAGUCCCCACUGAAAGGACCACCGUCCCCACAGAAAAACCUACAGUCCCCACUGAAAGGACCACCAUUCUCACUGAAAGGACCACCAUCCCUACAGAAAAACCCACAGUCCCCACCGAAAGGACCACUGUCCCCACAGGAAAACCUACAGUCCCCACUGAAAGGACCACCGUCCCCACAGAAAAACCUACAGUCCCCACUGAAAGGACCACCAUCCCCACAGAAAAACCUACAGUCCCCACUGAAAGGACCACCGUCCCCACAGAAAAACCUACAGUCCCCACUGAAAGGACCACCGUCCCCACAGAAAAACCUACAGUCCCCACUGAAAGGACCACCAUCCCCACAGAAAAACCUACAGUCCCCACUGAAAGGACCACCAUUCUCACUGAAAGGACCACCACCAUCCCUACAGAAAAACCCACAGUCCCCACCGAAAGGACCACAGUCCCCACAGAAAAACCCACAGUCCCUACUAAAACAACCAGCAUUCCCACUGAAAGAACCACCACCCCCACAGAAAAACCCACAAUUCCCACCAAAAAGACCACCAUUCCCACUAAAAAGACCAGCAUCCCUACAGAAAAACCCACUGUCCGCACUGAAAGGCCCACAGCUCCCAUGACACCCCAGCCCAGCCCAACGCUUGUAACCACUUGGCCAACGGUCUUCACGAUGCCAAGUACCUCUGUGACCACUGUGACCCCGGCCACCACUAGAACCCCAAGACCUACAGGUAUGUGCUGCCCCUCGAAUGCCCACCAUGAGCACUGUGCCUGCCCAGCGUCCUGCCAGAGCCCCACGCCCAGCUGUGGGCUCCUUUGCAAACCUGGCUGUGUCUGCGAUCGGGGCUUUUUGUUCAGCAACUCCCGCUGCAUCAAUGCCUCUUCCUGCAAUUGCUUCUACAACGGCAGUUCCUAUAAGCCAGGGACAGAGUGGUUCAGCCCCAAUUGCACAGAACGUUGCAGCUGCCAGCCUGGCAGUCGGAUAGAGUGCCAGCCCUAUAAGUGUGGGACACACACAGUGUGCCAGCUGAAGAACGGCCAGUACGGAUGCCACCCCUAUGGCACUGCCACCUGCUUCACCUAUGGAGACCCUCAUUACUUCACCUUCGACGGGAGGCGCUUCGACUUCAUGGGCAAGUGCACCUAUAUCUUGGCCCAACCCUGUGGUAACUCGACAGAGCCUUUCUUUAGGGUGACUGUGGAGAAUGAAGAGCGAGGACAGGAGGGCGUGUCCUGCCUGAGCAAGGUCUACGUGACUCUGUCUGAAACCGCCAUCACCCUGCUCAAGGGCAGACACACGCUGGUUGGGGGUCAGCGAGUCACCCUCCCAGCCAUGCCUUCUAAAGGUGUCUUCUUGACUCCAAGUGGGCGAUUUGUGCAGCUGCAGACGGCGUUCGGUCUGCGGGUGAGAUGGGACGGUGACCAGCAGCUGUCUGUGAGUGUGCCCAGCAUCUACUCCGGCAAACUCUGCGGUUUCUGUGGCAACUAUGACGGCGACAGCAGCAAUGACAACCUGAAGCCGGAUGGCAGACCAGCACGAGAUGAGAAGGAGCUGGGUGGCAGCUGGCAGACCUCAGAGGAUGAGGACCAGAAGUGCCAGGAGAACCAGGCAUCUCCCCCAUCUUGCGACACUGACUUGCAGUACACUGUGUCGGGGCCAGAGUUCUGUGGACGGCUCGUGGCCGCGCACGGCGCCUUUGAGGCCUGCCUGCCUCACCGCGGUGCCACUUCCUUCUUUGACAACUGCGUGUUUGACGUGUGUAACUUCCAGGGGCUGCAGCAGGUGCUGUGUGCCCACAUGUCAGCCUGGACUGAGACCUGCCAGGAUGCUGGCUACGUGGUGAAGCCCUGGAGAGGACCCCAGUUCUGCCCAAUGGCCUGCCCACCCAACAGCAGGUACACCCUGUGUGCCAAGCUGUGCCCCGACACCUGCCAUUCCAAGUUCUCGGGCAUGGCCUGCCAGAACCGCUGCGUAGAGGGCUGUGAGUGCGACCAGGGCUUCGUCCUCAGUGGUCUCCAGUGCGUCCCCCGGUCCGAGUGUGGUUGCCUUGACCCCACGGCCGGCUACUUCAAGGUAGGGGAGCGGUGGUUCAAGCCAGGCUGCACACAGCUCUGCAUGUGUGAGGGCAGCAACAGAACUCGCUGUGUGCAGUGGAGGUGCCAGGCCCAGGAGGUGUGUGGUCGGCAGGAUGGCAUCUAUGGCUGCCACGCUCAAGGGUCCGCCACCUGCACUGUCUCGGGGGACCCCCACUACCUGACGUUCGAUGGAGCCCUGCACCACUUCAUGGGCACCUGCACCUACAUCCUGACCCGGCCUUGCUGGUUGAGGUCCCUAGAGAACUACUUCGUCGUGAGUGCCACCAAUGAGUUCCGAGGCGGAAACCUGGAGGCCGCCUACGUCAAAGCCGUCCAAGUGCAGGUCUUCAACCUCAGAAUUUCGAUGAUCAAAGGCCGCAAGGUCAUGCUGGACGGUCGCCGGGUGGCCCUGCCUGUGUGGCCUGCGCAAGGCCGGGUGAGCAUGAGGUCCAGUGGCUCCUUUAUCCUUCUCUACACGGACUUCGGGCUUCAAGUUCGCUAUGACGGGAACCACCUGGUGGAAGUGACCGUGCCCUCCUCCUACGCUGGCCGGCUCUGUGGGAUGUGCGGGAACUACAACAACAACAGCCUAGAUGACAGUCUGCAGCCUGAUAAAAGGCCUGCAAUCAGCUCCGUGAAACUGGGGGCCUCCUGGAAGCUAAAUGAGCUGUCUGAACCUGGCUGCUUUGCUGAGGGUGGCAAGCCCCCCAGGUGCCUGGGGAAGGAAGUGACCGAUCCCUGGAAUAAGAACUGUGAUAUCUUAAUAAAUCCUCAGGGACCCUUCUCCCAGUGCCACGGGGUAGUGGCCCCGCACUCCAGCUUCACCAGUUGUGUGUAUGGCCAGUGUGGGACCAAGGGUGAUGCCUUGACCCUGUGCCGCUCCCUGCAGGCCUAUGCGUCCCUGUGCGCCCGCGCCGGCCGGGCCAUCACCUGGCGGAACGGCACCUUCUGCCCUUUGAAGUGCCCAUCAGGCAGCAGCUAUAGCACUUGUGCUAACCCCUGCCCAGCCAAUUGCCUCAGCCUGAACACGCCAUCAUACUGCCCGUCCUCACUGCCCUGCGCUGAGGGCUGUGAGUGCCAGAAAGGCCACAUCCUGAGCGGAACCUCCUGUGUGCCCCUCAGCCAGUGUGGCUGCACCACCCAGAGAGGCUCCUACCACCCGGUCGGGGAGAGCUGGUACACAGACAACACCUGCUCCAGGCUCUGCACCUGCUCCACUCACAACAACAUCUCCUGCCUCCAAACCGCCUGCAAGCCUGGCCAGAUGUGCUGGUCCCAGAAUGGGCUGAUACGGUGCCGGGCAGCAGGGAUGGGAGUGUGCGGCAUCCGCGACACGUCCCGCUACGUGAGCUUUGAUGGCAGUUACCAUGCCAUCAGGGGCCCCUGCACUUACGUCUUGGUGAAAAUAUGCCACUCCACCAUGGACCUGCCUUUCUUCAAGAUCAGUGGCAAGAAUGGGAAGCGGAAAGACCAGCCCCACACUUUCUACCUUCGCCAGGUCCAUGUGGACAUCUUCAAUACCCUAGUCACCCUGAAGAAGGACCAAGUGCGGAUCAAUGGCACACGGGUCACCCUUCCUGCAACCACCCAAAUACAGGGGGUCAAAGUCAUUUCCAGGGAUGGCUACACCGUGCUCACCAUCAACAUUGGGGUGCAAGUCAAGUUUGACGGCAGUGGUUUCAUAGAGGUUGAAAUCCCCAAAGCCUAUUAUGAAAAGACCUGCGGCAUAUGCGGGAACUUCAACGGCGAGGAAGAAGACGAACUUAUGAUGCCUAAUGACGAACUAGCCCCAGAUGACAUCACAUAUGUGGACAGUUGGCAAGACAAGGAGAUCGACCCAAGUUGCCAAGAAGAUGACAAGAAGACCGAAGCAGAACAGCAGGAGAAGCCAAAUACAAACUGCCGGCCCGCUGACCUGGCAAGAGCCCAGGAGCAAUGCCAGGCGGCCUUUCAGGCCCCGGCCUGGGUGAAGUGUGCUGCCCGCGUGGUCCUCAGUCCGUUCUUGCUCAAAUGUACCCACAGCCUCUGUGAGUUUGGAGGCCUCAACCGUGAUCUCUGCCAGUCUCUGCAAGCCUUCGGGGCCGCCUGCCAGGCCCAGGGGAUCGAGCCUCCCAUCUGGAGAAACAGCAGCUUCUGCCCUCUGGACUGCUCUGCCCACAGCGUGUACACCACCUGCGUUCCCUCCUGCCCCCGUUCCUGCCAGGACCCAGAAGGCCAGUGCAAAGGCUCCAGAGUUCCCUCUACUUGCAAGGAGGGCUGCGUCUGUGAGCCCGGCUACGUGCUCAAUGAGCGACAGUGUGUGCCCAAGAGUCAGUGCGGCUGCAGGGAUGCUUGGGGUGACUCCCUUCCCGUGGGCAAGUCUUGGUUCGUCAGAGGCUGCUCCGAGAGAUGCACAUGCAGAGCGGGUGGCGUUCACUGCCGGCCCUUCACCUGCCCCUCGGGCUCCCAGUGCCAGCCCAAUGAGGAUGGCAAAAACUACUGCGCACCUGAGAAGUCGGAGCAAUGCACAAUUUAUGGGGACCCCAGUUACCACACAUUUGAUGGCCUCAGCUACCGCUUCCAGGGCCGCAUGACCUACUUUCUGAUCAAGACCUUGGACGUGCUCCCCGAUGGGGUGGAGCCCCUGGUCGUGGAGGGACGCAACAAGGUGUAUCCGUCCUUCAACCCCAUCUUCCUGCACGAAAUCAUCGUGACGGUCUACAGCUACACAGUCCAGCUCCAGACCGAACUGGGGCUUGUAGUCAAUGGUCAGAAGAUGGCCAUCCCCUACGAGCCCAGCGACCAGCUGCGGGUCACCAUGCGAGGCCAUCGCCUGUAUCUGAUCACAGACUUUGAGCUGGUUGUCAGCUUCAAUGGAAGGAACAACGCAGUGAUCUCCCUGCCCAUCACGUACCGGAGGCUGGUGCGCGGCCUGUGCGGCAACUACGACCAGAACAAGAGGAACGAUUUCACGCUGCCCAGCGGCGCCCUCACCCAGAACCUCCUUGUCUUUGGCAACAGCUGGGAGGUAAAGAAGACCAAGGGGGGCCUCCCCCGCUUCUCAAGGGCCGUACAAGAGGAAGAAGUGAAAGAAGAAGAGGCGUCAGGCUUUCACGUGUCAGAAUGCAGCCUGGAGCAGCUGGAGCUCAUCAACCACACCCAGGCGUGUGGGGUGCUGGUGGACCCCCAGGGCCCCUUUGCUGCCUGUCACCAGACUGUGGCCCCAGAGCCCUUCCUGGAGCACUGUGUGUCUGAUCUGUGUGCCACCCGGGACCCCAGAGAGCAGGAGGAGCUGCGUUGCCAGGUCCUCAGCGGGUACGCCAUCGUCUGCCAGGAGGCGGGCGCCGCCCUGGCCAGCUGGCGGGACCACACCCGCUGCGCCUUGCUGUGUCCGGCCAAUACCAUCUAUCAGAGCUGUAUGACACCCUGCCCAGCCUCCUGUGCCACCCUGGCGGUCCCCAGGGUCUGCAAGGGCCCCUGUGUGGAGGGCUGUGCCAGCCUCCCGGGCUACGUCUACAGUGGUGCCCAGAGCCUCCCCCUGGCCCACUGCGGCUGCACCAACAACGGCAUCUACUAUCAGCAGGGUGACAGCUUCGUGACCGAGGAUUGCUCCCAGCGCUGCACCUGUGCCCGCCCGGGGGUCCUGCUCUGUGCGCCCCUCAGCUGCAGCCCUGGGGAGGUCUGCACGCUGGGGAACCUCACUCGUGGCUGCUUCCAAGACAGCCCGUGCCUGCAGAAUCCCUGUCAGAAUGAUGGGCGGUGCCGGGAGCAGGGAACCCUCUUCACCUGUGAGUGUGAACUUGGUUAUGGGGGACCCCUCUGCAUGGAACCUCGGGAUGUGCCACCCCGCCAAAAGCCAGAAGCGUCUGACUUUGUGGCCAUCCUGUUGGGACUGCUGGUGCCUGUAGUGGUCAUAGUGUGGGCGGUGACCAGAGAAUGCAUUUCCAGGAAGAGGGGGAGGAGGAGGGAGAAAAUGCAGAGCCAGACCAGAGACAAGCUGGCGGAUUUUGCCCCAGAGCAUGGCUCCAAAAUUGCUCAGUUCUGA
Messenger RNA from Hippopotamus amphibius kiboko, 8235 nucleotides. It is a transcript of the gene ZAN, whose product is annotated as zonadhesin. Gene Ontology annotation, cellular component: membrane. The record is from RefSeq and is a predicted model, not a curated record. The coding region runs from base 1 to 8235 and encodes 2744 amino acids. Gene Ontology annotation, molecular function: protein binding. Lineage: Eukaryota; Metazoa; Chordata; Mammalia; Artiodactyla; Hippopotamidae. The transcript is spliced from 46 exons.